Colletotrichum spaethianum is the source of this 795-nucleotide messenger RNA. RefSeq names its product 54S ribosomal protein L4, mitochondrial. Gene Ontology annotation, biological process: mitochondrial translation. Gene Ontology annotation, cellular component: mitochondrial ribosome; mitochondrial large ribosomal subunit. The record is from RefSeq and is a predicted model, not a curated record. Gene Ontology annotation, molecular function: structural constituent of ribosome. The transcript is spliced from 2 exons. Lineage: Eukaryota; Fungi; Ascomycota; Sordariomycetes; Glomerellales; Glomerellaceae. Bases 1 to 795 code for a protein of 264 amino acids.
AUGGCGGCGCAGCCCCGAGCCGCAGCAGCAUGCUUCUCGACUUCGGCUGCGCACUCGGUGCGCAAGACCCGCGACAACAACCGCUUGCGAGGUGUCAGUACCAUGAAGAGGACCGGUCCCCGUGAGCCGCUCUCCGUCUCGUGGGAGACGCUACCCAAGCCGGCGAACUACAAGCCUGAGGUCGCGGUGGACCCCAACCACGGGCUCUGGGGCUUUUUCUACGGCAAGAACAAGCUUAUGCAGACGCCCAAGGAGGAUCAGUCUCACGGCCGCGCGUGGACGGUGGAGGAGCUACGAAAGAAGAACUGGGAGGACCUCCACACGUUGUGGUAUGUCUGCCUGAAGGAGCGGAACCGCAUCUCGACGACGAGUCGCGAGCGGGAGAGACGCAGACUUGGAUUCGGCGCCUACGAGGCCAACGAAAGGGACGAGACGGUUGUCACAACGAUGAAGGCGAUCAAGCACGUUUUGACCGAGCGCUUUUACGUUUGGGAGGAUGCGCGCAGGCUGGCAGAGGAAGACCCCGAGAUCGACCUCUCUGGCGAGGGAGAGGCGUACACGCCCCUGUCGGGAUACGAGGAGGAUUUGACGAGCAACAAGUAUCUGGCCGAGGAGGUUGAGGCCGCGGCUGCAGAGUCACCAGUCGUCGAGGCUCUGGUUGAGCCCGAGACUGAGAAGGAGGCCGCGCCGGCCGCGCCGCAGGCCGAGGCCAAGGAGAAGCCCACGCAGGCCGAGGCGGCCAAACCGGCGCAAAGCAAGCCUGCCGAACCCUCGCUGCCGACACCGAAGUUCUGA